UUCAGACUGCGGCUUUGCUGCAAACUCCCCGCAGCUGCGUAAAGAAACCGUUUGUUCCAAUGAAGGCGAAGUGAGUGGGGCGCUGACUCAGUCCCUCCCCUCUACUUUCCCGGAGAGAGAGAGAGAGAGAGAGUGUGAGUGAGUGAGUGAGUGAGUGAGUGAGUGAGAGGGACCCUCGCCGUGUGCCUCGGGCGCGGAGGAUGCCCAGCGCUGCCUUCUGCAGGAUACGCACCGGUCCACCCAGCACACGUCCCGCCUGCCGCCGGCUCAAGGGCUGCGAUCUCGCCGGCAAUGGAUGGCUCGGAGCCGCCCAACGCCUUCAGGAGGUCCCGCAGUUUCCACUUUAAGAACUUAAGAACAUUCCUCAGCAAAAUGAGCAACCGAAGGGCAAUAGAGCAGGAAGCUAAGGAUGCAUGUGAUUGGCUGCGGGCAGCAGGAUUUCCUCAGUAUGCACAGCUCUAUGAAGACUCUCAGUUUCCCAUUGACAUCACAGCUGUCAAGAAGGAUCAUGAUUUUCUCGACAAGGAUUCUUUGAAAUCUGUGUGCAGACGGCUGAUGAUUCUGAAUAAAUAUACCUUUAUAAAGACUGAUGGCAACACUACCAGGAAAUUGGGUGAUGAUUCUGAUGAAGAUGUCUGUGCUAUUAGUGAUCGUUGGGCAUUUCAGCGAGAGAGCAGGAGAUGGUCUCGCCUGACAGCUGCUGACUUCCAGUUGAAUCGAGCGGAGGUCCUAAGCUCGAUAAUGAAGGAGUCGGCCAGCCGUGAGAGCGUUCUCUCGGAGCUCAGUGAUCCAGAAGCCAGCUCCGUGCACAGCAGCAGCAGUGUUGGGAGCAUUCAGGAAACGUUGGUGGGUCACAAUUCGAACAAUCAGCUGGCGACAAAGGAAGAUCCUGGGAGAGUCCUGGUGGCUAAUCCCCAAGCAGCAGAGCACUCUCACAACUGCACACUUGAUAACCAUGUUUCCACUGGAGAUCAAACCACUCCAGACUUCACAGAGAACCCCAGAAAACAGCGGACCAAGAGCUUUCUUAGACGGAUUGAAUCCCUUCGGUUUAAAACCCUUCGGAACAAAGCCAAAAUGGCUUCAAAGAACAAAGAGACAAAAAGUAUCAAAACAGUAUUACAGCAAUACCAUGAACCAUUACAGAGCUCCAGUCCUCUGAAAAGUGGGAGCCAGAGCCCCAAGAACUUGAUGAAUAACUUAUCUCAAUCUGGCAUUCCUUCACUGGCUGAUUGUGGAUGUACAGAACAUUCUUCAGGCAAAUCUAGGAGCCAUGGCUCUAAGCUUUGUGGACUGUACUUGGAAGACUAUGAAAUGGGCUUCAUGGCCUCCAAUCAUAAUAGAAGAGACAAUAUGUGUUCUCAAGAAGAUUAUGUUGUUCGUAUCCCAACAAAUCACAAAUUAGGAACCUUCCCCAAAGCCCUCUCCAUAGAAAGCUUGUGUCCAGGUGCUGAUAACCAUUUGGUAAAAUGGAGAUCAGGAAACAGCUCCUUUGGAAUGUCUACAUGUGGAAGCAGCAAUAAUUUUCAGCGACUGGGGUUUCAAGAACGAAGGGAUUCCUGUAGCUCUGUGGACAGCAGGCAGAGUUUUUAUGACAAUGUGCCUGAGACCCACCCGUACAAUAGCAUAGGUGGACCUGAGUACUACUUUGAACAACUAGAUGAUGUUUUGAAGCAUGUCAAUGGAUUACAGCAGAGAGUAGACAGUUGGUCAAAAAUGAUGUGCACUGAUUAUAAUGACACUGAGUCUGACUCUACUGGAGAAACUGUUUUUCCUUUGCAAGGUUUGAAUUUUGAAGACCGCUCAAUGUCUGAUGUGGGGACAACUGCAAGUGAUUUUGAUAGUACUGGGAAUUCACUAAAUGAAGCUGAAGAAAUGGAGAUGAGGGAUCGGAGAGAUUCUGGAGUAGGGGCUUCAUUAACCAGACCAAACAGGAAGCUGCGCUGGCACAGUUUCCAGAACUCUCACCGCCCCAGCCUGAAUUCUGCUUCAAUGGAAAUCAACAGACAGUCAGCAGCUCAGCUCAACCUCCUACAGCGAUUCUCCCUACUGCGAUUGACUGCCAUCAUGGAGAAAUAUGCUGUCCGCAACAAGCAGGGCUGGAACUGGGGUGUUCCCAAAUUCAUGAAAAGAAGCAAGGAACCAGAUUACCGAGGCAAAAAUGUAUUUGGUGUUCCGCCAAUAAUAAACGUCAAGAGGUCGGGGCAGCCGCUACCUCAAAGUAUUCAACAAGCCAUGCGCUACUUGCGUAGUCAGUGCAUGGGCCAGGUUGGUAUCUUCAGGAAGUCAGGUGUGAAAUCGCGAAUCCAGGUCCUCAGGCAGAUGAAUGAAAACAAUCCUGACAAUGUUAAUUAUCAGGGUCAAUCAGCAUUUGAUGUAGCAGACUUGUUAAAGCAAUAUUUCCGAGACCUUCCAGAACCUAUCUUCACCAGCAAACUGACAGAAACCUUUCUACAGAUCUAUCAGUAUGUGCCAAUGGAUCAACGUCUCCAAGCCGUUCAGGCUGCCAUUGUGCUGAUGCCAGAUGAGAACCGUGAGGUUCUUCAGUCAUUGUUGUACUUCCUAAGCGACAUUGCAUCUGUACAGCAAAACCAGAUGACCGCUGGAAACCUGGCUGUGUGCCUUGCACCAUCACUGUUCCACCUCAAUGUGCUGAAGAAAGAAACUUCCUCACCAAGGAUGAUCCGAAGGAGAGGUGUUCUAAGUAAGCCUGAUCAGAGGGACCUCAGCGAGAAUCUGGCAGCAACCAAGGGAUUGGGUCAUAUGAUCACAGAGUGCAAGAAACUUUUCCAGAUCCCCCACGAUAUAAUGGUGCAGUCUCGGAACUCCUAUAUUGCAGCUGAUGCUCACCCUUUGCCCAUGGAGGGCUUCAGGAGACAUGCUGGAGGCAUGGUCAAGGACUAUGUGGCCCACAUGGAGGACAUAAUCCAGGCUCUACUAAAAGAGGCGGGAGAGAAGUUUAAAGGCUGGACCAACACCGUAGGACCUGUGAACACAGAGCUUUCUUACAAAAAGGUUGGUGAUGGAUAUCCCAUUCGAUUGUGGAAGGUAACAACUGAAAUAGAAGCACCCCCAAACUCAGUGUUAAACCGUCUGCUCCGAGAACGACAUCUCUGGGAUGAUGAUGUGUUGAUGGGAAAAAUCGUGGAACAUUUGGACAAAAAUACUGAUGUCUGCCAUUAUGUUCUGGACAGCAUGGCACCACAUCCCAGGAGAGACUUUGUUGUUCUGAGGACCUGGCGAGCUGAUUUGCCAAAGGACUUGUGCAUUCUGGUAGCAGUCUCCGUUGAGCAUGACUCAGUGCACUUGGAGGGAGGUGUAAGAGCAGUAGUACUGAACUCGCAGUACCUGGUUGAGCCUUGUGGUUCAGGUAGAUCCCGGCUCACAUACAUCUCCCGAAGUGACCUAAGAGGCAGGACUCCUGAAUGGUACAACAAGGUCUCAGGAUACCUUUGUGCUGUAGAGGUUGCUAGGAUACGGGACUCCUUUCUGCCAUCAAAUCCAUAAGGAUUAAAGAUCAAAAUCUGAAAUGAACUGACACCUCAGACGGAAGAAAGAUGUUUUAUUUGAGUGUGCAUUGUGGCAGCUGUCAUUGAAUGGUGAUUGGUCUUCUCCCUAUACCAGCUAGACAAGUUGUAACACAGGUUCAGAAGAAGGUGACCCCCAACCCAUUUCCUACUAUAAUUUCCAACUGUUUAUUUCAGAUAUUGAGUAUUCUAGCUCCAACCACCAUCUUUGAAAUCCUCCUUGACCUUUUAAUGAUUAUAGUAUAAACCUACCGUGAUAGUUUUUGUGAUAAAGUUGGGAUGGUGACAUCCCUGGAAGAAGAGAGUGUUUUUCUGUGCAGUGUCUUGGUUUAAUUUUGUUGUUUCUUCCUGUGGCUGUGACUCCCCCUAACUGCUGACAAUUCUUGCACCCAUCCAUUUGGGACAAAGAAGACAAGCAUCUUAAUGUGAACUCAAAGUUGUUCUAACUUUAUUAUCAGACUUGGUUUGGUAUGAAUUGUUGUAAAUCUGCCAACAGUGAUAUAGCUUGCAACAUAUUCGGCUGAUAAAAAAUAUAAAUGAAAGGAAAUGGCUUGAAAUGGAGUUGAGGCUGUCAAACAAUGGAAAAAAGGAAGUGCAAGGGGGAUAUAGAAUUGAAUGUCCAGGAUUUUUUUUUACUGUGUAUGUGGGGAAAUGUUGGCUAGAGUCUGAUGUGGCCGAUGUGAAAAGUUGCUUAACUGAAGUGGAGUAAUGUGUUUAGAGCAUUUACUGUGGACAUAUAUCAGUUGAAGUGACACAAGCUGUUCUCUGUAGUAAAUCUGGCUGUUUAAACUAUUUGAGGUUAUUUUUAACCUCAAGAUUAUAUAAGAUUUUACCAUUUCUAUGGAAUGCUGCACUAAUAUUUUAUCUUAACCUUUCCAGUCAUAGGGGACCUUAACAUAGGGUAUCAGGUUUAGUACUUCUUGUGUACUUCUAAAUGCACAAAAUAUGUUCAUGUAUUUGUCUCCCUUUUCCUGUUCUUUCUAUACAUUGAUUAUACUAUUACUCUGUAUGGAACAGUCAAAUGAAACUCUAGGCCCUUGCAGUUCUGAAGCCAAACACUAAGGAAAAUGCAAAGUCCGCUUUCCUCUUGGGUCUCUGCAUAGACCCACCCUCCACCUCCACCUCCAUCCUACUAGAUGGAGGUAAAUAGCUUAUCUAAGCCUUUUGAUUACCUGAAACUAUUGGAGCCUUCAUUCUCCAAUGAAAAUAGAAGAUUCUUUAGAACUUUUCCUCAGGACUUGAAAUCGUCCUGAUCCCUCUGCUUUUGGAUGCCUUCCAUAAUGGAAGAGCAUUGGUAGAACUUUGUUGACAUUUCAUUACAUCUUACUACUUUGUCAUUUUAGUUACCUUUGACAGUUUCUGUUUAUUUCAGCUAAUCUUGAGUGGACUAACCCACCCCAUAUCUUAAUGCAGGCCACAGUGUUGUGUUUUUGUGGUAUCACAAUCCCAAUAGCAAAAUACAGUGACAUUUUUCUGUUGCCACUACUUAUCCUAUUCCAGAUAUUUAUUUUGCUGUUUUGUUUUAAAUUUCAUUAUGACUGCAGGAGUGGAAUUUUGAAGUGGAUUUCUAAUCCUACCAUUCCAAACACCCUGUAAAUACUUCAAGUUAUUUUUACCACUGAUUAGUUCAGUGUUGUAAAUAGUUAGUUCCAUGUUUCUCUGGCCUGGCUGUGACAACACCUCAAGCAGGAGGGUGAUUCCUAUGUGAACCCUGAAAGGUCCGAUCUUUUGCAAUAAAUAUUUUAAUGCUACCUUUUUUUGAGGACUAGAAGAGAUUUGCUACUUGAGAGCUUGAAGAGCUUCUCAUCUGCAUUUCAAUUGUCAGAUAAUGAAGAAAAUAUGCUCCCUCCCCACCCCAAUGAAAUUUUAUUUCUCUCGCAUUGCCUACACAUUUAAUUUUCAUAUUUCUUUCACAAAUCAAUUACUGAGGCAUUUUUCCUUGGCUUAACCCAAUAAUCAAGCUAAUGUAGGACUGAGACACAGUCCUUAGAGACAGUGAAUUUGAAAUGUUUGUCUUUUUGUGAUGGGCAUAAAUUAAAAUUCAUUUGUAGAAGACUUGAGAGCAGAGAUUGAGGACACAUAAUGGACUCCUGUUAAUUCCACCAUCUUUGAGUAUCAUUUGCCCUUGCUUUCAUUGUAUUAACAGCUUUGCACUGGUUUGAGACGGAGCAACUCUUGUUGCUUGGCUAUGAACCUGCUGAGCCGAGAUCACUUUCAAUGAGGCGGCAAUAACAAAACAUUAUAAUUACUCUCUGUGAUUGCCCCUCUGGUUCUUUCAGCACCUGGAAAUUUUACUUUCAGUUCAAUUCAAUUAAACCAAGAGUCAUCCAGCUGUUCAGAGCCAAAAUAGUUUGUCAAGUUAAUUGAGACUGUGGACUUGCCCCUCACUUCAAGUGCAUGUGCUCCAGGUUCAAAUCCUUGGCUUGGCCCUCGGGUUACAAAAUGACAAGAAGCGUGAGCUUGACUGAUAGAUCUUUAUUGCAGUUCACAAAUUUAUUUGUUCUUAACUUGCAUCUAAGAGCCAGAAGAUGAUCAAAAAGACCUCAGGAAAGAUAAGUUGAACUUUUAAGUACAAUGAAGAUAAAUUAAUUGGUUCAAAGUAAAAGAGAGGCCAACUAUUUAAAGGAGGCUCAAAGGGGGAAGAUGGGUGUGUAAGUUUACAAUCCCAGAAUAUUAGAUAUGCAACAGCCACAAGAGCUAUUUCUACGAAUGAGAAACUGUGAUAACAUAAAAAAAUUUACUUUUAGCCUCCUGAUAAGGUCUGAACCUCCUCUCAAGGUAAAUGUCUUCAUCCUGUGAAUAGGCAUUUAAGUUUGCAUUAAACAAAUGUGAAGUAACAUAGCAACGAAUUUCAAAAUGCUAUAAUUGUGGAAAUGUCAGGCAAAGGAAGGCAGCUAUCAAAGAAGUAUGGUAAGAUGUUCUGGAGUUUUGAUUGAAUGAUUUUAGAAACUAUUUAUGCAGAUCACUUUGAGUGAUCAUGUGCCUGGCAUACAUAGUUCAUGAUAUGUUGGGUCUCCCAAUGGCUUUUUUCAGCCCCAGCCCUUUUUUGAACUCUGAAGUUACCAACCACUCCUCAUAAAAUGAAGAAAUGCAAAGGGCAUUAUGUAAAAAGGACAUUGGCAAGUUGUUUUUUAUUUUGCUGGCAUUCCAUGACUGAACUGUACAGAACUGUGCUCUCAGCAGAGAGCUGGGAUAGUGUAGUGAGAAGUCACAAGUGCGGUUUCCGUGAUAUUUUGUUUAUUGCAGUUAACAGAUGGAAACAAUGCAGAGAGCGCCCACAGUUUGCGUAAUACCAGCAUUAUUAUGACAGUAUUUGUAUUCUCAUCUAGGGAAGGAGAUGGACAUAAGGAAUGCUUUUGCUGAGAGUUCAUGUAUGUUCUGCUUAUAGAUAUUGAAGAUAGUGGAGUAUUGUAUUGGUGAGAAGUGUGUAUGAGAGAGUAUUCAGGGAAUGGAAUGUCUGUAAGAACUUAUAAUGGCACAGAUUCUAUUUAAUAUUGAGAAUACGUCUGAUCUCAGGUAUUUAAACAUAUGAGUUUUGUUGCCAACUGUACAUAUGUUGUAUUCCUGCAAAAUAUGUGCAUCCAAUGAGAAAUAUUUGUAUGGGAAGUUUUUUUAUAUUGUCAUAUAUUAAAAAUAUAUUUUUUCUCAACAAUCUGCUCAGAAAUGUACAUAUCAUUUUAAUAAAUCUUGCU
This is a messenger RNA of Pristis pectinata (smalltooth sawfish), 7219 nucleotides long. RefSeq names its product stAR-related lipid transfer protein 13-like. The transcript is spliced from 14 exons. Gene Ontology annotation, molecular function: lipid binding; protein binding; GTPase activator activity. The record is from RefSeq and is a predicted model, not a curated record. Bases 292 to 3507 code for a protein of 1071 amino acids. NCBI's taxonomy places the organism in Eukaryota, Metazoa, Chordata, Chondrichthyes, Rhinopristiformes, Pristidae. Gene Ontology annotation, biological process: actin cytoskeleton organization; signal transduction; regulation of Rho protein signal transduction.